Acanthoscelides obtectus is the source of this 312-nucleotide messenger RNA. Lineage: Eukaryota; Metazoa; Arthropoda; Insecta; Coleoptera; Chrysomelidae. The record is from the annotation of a GenBank genome assembly.
AUGGAUGACCUCAAGUUAUUCGCAUCCAGCAACAAGCAGCUAGAUAGAGAGCUAGACAUUGUGAAGCGGUUUAAAACAUCUUUCAACCCUGAGGCAAAGAUAACCCCAAUGCAGGAUCUGGUUGGCCAAUGGAAAGCCAAACCACUACAUGGUCGGUAUAGGAGCCGCAUAGACGACAACGCCAUUGACACGAAGGCUUCCCAAGGAUGGUUGCAGUCAGGUAAUCUGUUCCUGGAGACGGAGGGCUUCAUAGCCUCCAUCCAGGAUCAGGUAGUCCCAACAAAGUUUGUACCGAAAGCGUAUAAAGCAUGA